This is a messenger RNA of Colletotrichum spaethianum, 2208 nucleotides long. RefSeq names its product pH-response regulator protein palH/prr-4. The record is from RefSeq and is a predicted model, not a curated record. Lineage: Eukaryota; Fungi; Ascomycota; Sordariomycetes; Glomerellales; Glomerellaceae. Gene Ontology annotation, cellular component: plasma membrane. Gene Ontology annotation, biological process: cellular response to pH. The coding region runs from base 1 to 2208 and encodes 735 amino acids. The transcript has a single exon.
AUGGUGGAAGCAAGCCCUCUCCCCUCUCUCGGGGCUGCUGGGGCCGCCGCUGCGAAGUUCGUGACCGCCGCACCCAUCAUCAUUGCGAAUAAUGGCGUCAACUACGAAGAAACCGCGACCGGAGGCGCGGUACAAUACAACGACCUGCGCGACCCUUUCUAUGCCUCCAUUUUCCCCGUCUGCUAUGCACUCGCCGCGACGACCGUGACCGCAUACAUGCUCGUCAUCAUGCUCUUCAUCACGCCUCGGUCUUUUCUCGACGGUGGAGUCGUGUACCUAGGCCGACGCGGGUUCACCAGUGGUGGGACGUCGAACGGAAUCAGCAUCGGAGGACGACCAUGGCUGCAGAAAGUGGCCGCAGUAACCGUUGCGAUUUCUCUUACAAUAGCCAGCGCCGACACGUUUAAAGUGGCGGAGCAACAGUACCAAUGGGCAAUCCAGGACGCCAAAAAGAUGCAGUCGGAGGUUAUGGACGGCACCGAACUGAAGGUCAUUCGCCUGAUUUCCGAUACGUUCUUGUGGCUGGCGCAAGCCCAAACUCUCAUCCGCCUCUUCCCGCGCCAGCGGGAAAAGGUUAUUAUCAAGUGGACUGCAUUCGCUUUGAUCACGCUGAACCUCAUCUUCAGCGCCCUCAACAGCUUUCAGUACCCCACUAGCGGAAGCAACGGUAACGCCCGUCCUCGAAGCUUCGUCGACGCCGUCCCCGCUCUCAGCUACCUAUUUCAACUCUCCCUUGGCCUCUUAUACGCCGCUUGGGUUAUCUACUACUCGCUCAUGAAGAAGCGAUACGCGUUCUAUCACCCGUUGAUGAAGAACAUGGUUUUGGUUUCCACCCUCUCCCUCUUCGCCAUCCUCGUCCCGGUCUUUUUCUUCGUGCUGGAUAUGGCACAGCCGGAAUUCACCGGAUGGGGAGACUACGUCCGCUGGGUUGGUGCCGCAGCUGCCAGUGUGGUUGUUUGGGAAUGGGUGGAGAGGAUCGAAGCGUUGGAGAGAGAAGAGAAGAAGGACGGCAUUCUCGGACGCGAAAUCUUUGACGGAGACGAGAUGCUGGAAGUAUCCGCCUCGGAGUUCCCGUGGCUCAGGAGAAGGAAGAACAGGAACGGUGGCCGAGACGGAGGCGAUGGCGGCCAAGACGGCCCUCAAGGUGGUGCCGGCGCUCAAGGUCCUCCUGCUAGUGGCAGAGCCAACCUCUGGCCCGGCAUGACACAAAUCGCCUCCAGGUACCGCGGCAACCACGCCCACGCCAACGCCAACGCCGAACCGAACAACGCCCAGAACGGCCAAAGAUCCAUGGGUGGCCUAUUACGUCCGCCGGUGUGGCCCUCCCGACCCGCUCCGGCAGUGACUCCCGUGAGCCGAACCGAUACGGCAAGCGCGGCGAGCACCGUAUAUGCCGUGAGAUAUCAACUGCCAUCGGAAACAACCUCGCGGACGCCGGAAGCGGCUCCUCCCCAGGUCGUUGCCCAGACUCAACGCAAUGGAGCAGUUGCCAUGUCCAGAAGCAACUCGACAUCUUCGAGGAGCGAGUCGACGGCUAGCGACGAUGAGCCCUCGAUGGCGGCUCCCGUCCCUAGACAAGCAACCCACAAGGCUGUUGAAAUCGACACCGAGGCACAGGAAGACAUUACUGCGAGGGGCAGGAACGGAUGGAGAUCACUCGUUGCCAACCCUCUCUUCCGGCGGACUGCUCGCGACCCCCCCGCCGAGGUGAUGGCUCACGCCGAGUCCAAGCCGGAGGUUCGUGGUGGUCACGAUGAUACUGGAAGAUGGGAUCUCCGGGCCCGCCUGGAAGACUUCGCCGCGACACAAGCCGAGAAGAUCAGAGAAAAGAUGCGCCCAACCCCCGAGACAGACAGUCUACCAGUCACCGUGAUCCCCGCACCGCCGAGGCAAGGAGCAGCACUGGCCGAGCUGCUGGAAGAGGAGAGAGGUCAAGAACCCCCCGAGCGUGCGGCGCUCGAAAGAACCACGAGCGACGCCUCUGCGCUCUCUCCCCACCCUGCCGGCGCGCUCGGCAGGACAACCAGCAACUUCUCUUACCAGUCUCGUGUCGCGAACCAGCCAGAGUCGGCCACUCUUCAGCUGAGCAGACCGCCCCUCUGGCCCGGUGUACGACCUCAACACCAGGAGUACGAGCCUCCUUCGCCCAGCCCGCCCUCCAAUGGCCGGGGACUCGGGGACGACAUGGGCCCGCCGCCUACUCCCUGA